This is a messenger RNA of Penicillium vulpinum, 981 nucleotides long. RefSeq names its product PP2C family serine/threonine-protein phosphatase. Gene Ontology annotation, molecular function: protein serine/threonine phosphatase activity; cation binding. The transcript is spliced from 5 exons. Bases 1 to 981 code for a protein of 326 amino acids. NCBI's taxonomy places the organism in Eukaryota, Fungi, Ascomycota, Eurotiomycetes, Eurotiales, Aspergillaceae. Gene Ontology annotation, biological process: protein dephosphorylation. The record is from RefSeq and is a predicted model, not a curated record.
AUGGUUGUGGCUCAUAGAGCUCUGAGGGACCAGAUGUUCCGUAAAACAAUGUCGACCUCAGACGCAAUCACGCUCUUUGACGCCGGGGCUGGCCAAGCCCAGGGUGAUAGGAAGCAUCAAGAGGAUCGGUGUGCAGUGAUCUUUCCGAAUCAGUUUCCUUCGAACUUCAAGGACAAAGUUGCAUUCUUUGCAAUCUAUGAUGGGCAUGGUUCUGGAUUGGUGUCAGAACAUGUUAAUCACACUCUGCACCACCUGCUUGGACGGCGUCCAGACUUCGAACGAGAAGAUUGGACCGGGGCCAUCAAGGGAGCACUGGCAGAGGAAGACAGUAUUCUGUUGGAUAGGUUCAAGCAUGAAUCCGCCGAGCCUGCCAUUUCAGGGUCGACAGUGGCAAUCUGCUGCAUUAAUCUCACCAAGGGCGAGCUGGUCGUAUCCAAUCUUGGCGAUACGCAUGUUAUCUUGGCCGAGCGGGACCAUAAAACAGAGCACCCGUAUCACAUUCGACGUCUCACAGAGGCUCACAAGCCCGGUACUCCCGGAGAAAAGAGGCGCAUUGAGAAGGCAGGAGGGGAAGUCAACAACCGCAGCGGCACAGAGCGGCUUGGCUCCUUAAACAUGUCACGAGCACUCGGUGACCUGCAGUACAAGAAUCCGGUUAAUACUUUCACGGACAACUCCGUGGUAGACCCCGCCACGUCGGCAACCAGCCGAUCGGAAUCUCGGGGCAACUUCCUAUCCAAUGAACCCUAUACCUCACGACGGACAUUGCACACAGACCGCCGUUACCUGUUACUUGUGGUGUCCGACGGAGUCACUGAUCGAGUAGACGACACAAACCUGGUUCAGCACGUGAUGAAGUUAUCGAUGCGGGGGAAACGAGCGAGCGAGAUUGCACAAGAAAUCGCCACCAAUAGUGCUAACAAGCGUCAUAGCGAUAAUGCAACGUGUAUUGUAGCUAUGUUGGAUGGACAGGGAUCGUGA